Empidonax traillii (willow flycatcher) is the source of this 1112-nucleotide messenger RNA. It is a transcript of the gene CDC123, whose product is annotated as cell division cycle 123. The transcript has 13 exons. The record is from RefSeq and is a predicted model, not a curated record. Lineage: Eukaryota; Metazoa; Chordata; Aves; Passeriformes; Tyrannidae. Gene Ontology annotation, cellular component: cytoplasm. The coding region runs from base 90 to 1097 and encodes 335 amino acids.
GCGGGAGGUUCCGGGCCCGGCCGGAGCUUCCGGGAGCGGCCGCGCUGAGGGGCAGGAGGAGGAGGCGGAGAAAGAGGAGGAGGAGGAGGAUGAAGAAGGAGCAGGUGGUGCACUGCCAGUUCUCCGUGUGGUACCCGCUCUUCAAGGCCGUCACCAUCCGCAGUGUUAUUCUUCCCCUGCCAGAGAAUGUGAAAGAAUAUUUGCUGGAUGAUGGAACGCUCGUGGUUUCCGGAAGAGAAGAUCCACCAAGUCACGCUCAGGAGGGCAGUGAUGACACAGAGGAGAUCCAGUGGUCAGAUGAUGAGAACACUACAACCCUUAAGGCACCAGAAUUCCCUGAGUUCACAUCUAAAGUGGAGGAAGCAAUAAGUUCCUUGGGUGGAAGUGUUUUUCCUAAACUUAACUGGAGUGCUCCAAGGGAUGCCUACUGGAUAGCAAUGAACAGCUCUCUGAAAUGCAAAGCUCUCAGUGACAUCUUCCUCCUCUUCAAGAGUUCAGACUUCAUUACUCGUGACCUCACUCAGCCAUUUAUCCACUGUACUGAUGAUUCCCCCGAUCCUUCCCUGAACUAUGAGCUUGUUCUUCGCAAAUGGUGUGAACUGAUCCCUGGUGCAGAAUUCAGGUGUUUUGUCAAGGAAAACAAGCUUUUAGGUAUAUCCCAGAGGGACUACACCCAAUACUACGACCACAUCUCCAAGCAACACGAGGACAUCUGCAGAGCCAUCCAGGAGUUCUUCCAGAAACACAUACAGUAUAAAUUCUUGGAUGAGGACUUUGUGUUUGAUGUGUACAGAGACAGCAGGGGUAGGAUUUGGUUAAUAGAUUUUAACCCUUUUGGUGAAGUAACAGACUCCCUACUCUUUACCUGGGAAGAACUGACCUCUGGGAAAAACUUGAAAGGAGACCAGAGUGAAGGGGAAGCAACAGAGCAGGAUUAUCCGGUUUUCCGCUGCACCAACAGCCAAGUCACUGUCCAGCCCAGCCCCUACCUGAGCUACCGACUGCCCAAGGACUUCGUGGACCUUUCCACGGGAGAGGACGUUCACAAACUCAUCGACUUCCUUAAGCUGAAGAGAAAUCAGCAAGAUGAUGACUGAGGACCCCAGAAGCAU